CAACACCAAGCCAAGAUGUCCGACAAAAAGAUGACAUCGAGUCGCAAGAAUCAUCUGAAGAGCGUAAUGCUUCAGAUUGCUUCAACACGACUUGAAGAAGAGGUAGCUGAGAUUGCAAAGGCAAAGGAGGCCUACCUGGAGGAGAAUUGCCCUUCCCUUAGUCUACCUGGCAGUGUUGAGGAACUUCAGAAACUGAUCAAAGAUAUCCACGGCAAGAUUGACAAAGUGGAUGAGGAGAGAUACGACGCAGAUGCCAAAGUGACAAAGGGACAAAAGGAGAUAGACGACCUCAAGAUCAAGGUAACAGAGAUAAAGGGCAUGAAGAAGCCAGCUCUGAAGAAAGUACGUUUGUCUGCCGAUCAGAUGCUUCAGGCUCUGCUGGGCUCCAAGCACAAGGUUACCAUGGACUUGAGGUCCAACCUGAAGCAGGUGAAGAAGGAGGUCAAGCAGGAGAGUGCAGAGGUUGGUGAUUGGCGCCAGAACGUUGAGGACAAGAAGGACAGAAAGAAGAUGUUUGAGGGCGCUGAGGCGUAAAUUUAAGAGGCACCAGGAGUAGCCUCAAAACAUUGUAACCAUGGACAAUGUGGAUGGAA
Alosa alosa (allis shad) is the source of this 593-nucleotide messenger RNA. Its product is annotated as troponin I, fast skeletal muscle-like. The transcript has 7 exons. The coding region runs from base 16 to 534 and encodes 172 amino acids. Gene Ontology annotation, biological process: muscle contraction. Gene Ontology annotation, cellular component: troponin complex. NCBI's taxonomy places the organism in Eukaryota, Metazoa, Chordata, Actinopteri, Clupeiformes, Clupeidae. The record is from RefSeq and is a predicted model, not a curated record.